CAGCUCAAAAACUGUAUGAAGUUCAUGCUCAAGCGCAAGCGCGGCCGCCCGCCCAAGAACUACCUUAUGCCGCGCCCUGGUGUGGACAUGCAAAUACCGAUGCAGUACGGGCUCGUCGACCUGGCCAAGUGUUAUGGACGUCCGAAUGAGAAUUACAACGCGACCAACCUGCCCUUCGGAGACUUCUCUUACCUGACCGAGAUGAUUUACAACCCGCUGUCGUACAACUACGGGGUCACCAGUGUUGACCCCGACCGGAACGUUGACCCCGACCAGACCAUGACCUCCGAGACCUCGCAUGACCGCACUAUCGAUGUUUCCGAUUCCUCCUCCGAAGAUGAUGACAGCACUAAGGUUGAGCCAGAAGAGAACGUGCCCCCAGUUGCAAUGGAGACCCAAAUCAUGACCGUCGGCGACUGCCAGAUCGUGAAGCUGCCUCCCUCCACCGAGGAGAAAGAAGACAAGUCCGAACAAGUCCAAGAGGCACCCGCUCCGCAAGCCCCAAGCGCGGUAACCAUUACGCCCAUAACUACUGUUGGGGAUUGCACCAUCCGCCCCGUCGAGAACACAUAAUACGACUGGGUCAUCGUCUACCCCGUGUGCUACCCGUAAAGUUAAUACCGCGGAAUAGAGCAAGAACUGAGCGAGAUGUCACUAGCAACACUGAGAUAAAAAGAAUAUUGACAACUUACAAGUAUUCGGCCAAUGGUACAAAUUUCCAGGCCAGGAAGGAUUCAAAAAAAAAAAAAAAGAGUUGCGAGAUGCGGCGUAACAGGAGGGCUACUCUGAAACGCUGUUUACGUAGUUUCGGAUCUAUCUGUCACCGUCGCUCAUGCAGGCAUCUCGCUUUGCGUGAGAGGGAUAGCAACAUUCGAAACUUCGGAUUACGUUUUUCAAAGUAACCCCGCAGAACUGUUUUUUGCAACUAUUUGACAGUUCGUUAGCACUUAUUGGCACGCUAAAAAUUUUAACUCUGAGAUUUACCUGAGUGAAAUCAUGGAUCUUUAUGAAAAAUAGUGCUUUAGAAACGUGACUGGUUCAGUCAGUGAUUCGUUAUUGUACAAAACAAUGAAUUAAUCCUGACACACAAAUGACAUCCAAUGACAUCUUUGAAUCGGUUUCGUUUGACACAUCGUGGUUGUUGCUCUAUUCUAAAGGAAUGUUAACUUUAUGGUGUUACCAGCACUUCGCCCGAGCGGUACAGGCUGUGAAGACUUCAGGUAUUUUGAUGGAACUUUGAUGGUUAUUCAAACUUGAAUGCUUUUUAACGGCGUGAAAUUGUUUACUGGCUAGGAAAUCGUACUCGUGGUCGCAUGAGACCGCAGAACAGUUGAUUUCUAUUGAUCGCUGGUACUUGAAGGAUUGAUGUACUUUUAUUAUACUAUCAAAGUAUGCCAAUAUAUCACCACAGCCUGUAGUUCUUUCCUAAUCUUAUGUAUUUCCGCAUAAAAAGCACAUUUUGGUGCUGACACGCUCGGGCCCGCGGGGUAGACAUUCGGCGGCGGCGCGAACAUUCGCCGCGCGCCGUAUUUUAACAAGUAUUAUUGUGGUAGCAUUCAUAAGCUGUGGAUAAGCUGUCACAAUGUGAUGAGAGUAUAGAUUCAUGCUGGAUUUGAAGGUUGGUGUAUGCCUUUUAAUCGGGUGGAUAUCUACAAUGGCCUUGUAUGUGUUGCUGUACUUUCUUGGUGUUAGAAUGUCUUCCGAAUCGACGAGUCGCAAGGUUGAAAUGCUACUACAAUGAUCGUAAUUUUACAUCGCUUUAACGUUUGAAGUAUUUCAAGUGACUGUCGAAAUAUGCAUUUAGAUUGGUGGUAAAAUAAUUUAUUUUAAUGGGAAACUUAUGUAACAUAAUGCCAUAAGCUUUACAUGUUUAACAGUGAUACUCAGUGGUAACGAUUUGUAUGAACAAAUGAAAUGUCACAAUUUUAAGCAAUGUUCUAUGUGUGAAUUUGUACUGGGAUACAGUUUUAAUGCCAAGACGUUUUCCUUGGGAGUAUCUAGUAUGGUCGACCUGCCAAAUGAUCUCAACACUUACGCGUAGACCGAAAAGGACAUAGGACGGAUUCAUCACAAGAUUUCAUUAAAUUAUAUGCAUUUAACAUUAAAACAUUUAAAACCUAUAUGCUGGUGUUGUGACCUACAAUAUUAAUACAUCAGUGCCGCCGCACGGUCGUAUCCGACCCCAGAACUUGUCUCGCCUGACCUUGAACUAUUAUGGUGUACACGAGUCUUCAGACAAGGUGACACGGUCCACGGGCAGUCCACCGACUCGUGCGGUCAGCACCUUUUAGCCAACAGCUCACUGGCGAUUUUCACGUAGAACAUUGUGAGCCAUAGUCAUAUAAAAAUAGAAGUGUAAUAUUUUGCGAAUAUCUACAUAGAGGCAGCAUAUUUACGACGUUGAUGUAACGAUCAAACAUACAUAUUUAGGUACGCAAGUAUAUUAAUCAAUAAUAAAUAAUCAUGUAUGCACUAUAACGAGUCUUCUUCGCGGUCUGUAUGUCUACUAGUGAAUGCACGCAACUCUGUUACGAGUUGCAUAAGAAAAUCAUGCAUGUGCAUUGGAUACAGCGGUCAAUCUUUCGAGCUGUAUGCCCACUGGUAUUAAUUGUGUAACAUACAGACUGAUUUCUUCUAUUUCAUUCAGAUACACUGUCCAAAAAUAUUGUCCUAUCCGCAGACUCUCGGUCGAUGUAUUGGAUCUGAUUAUUAUUAUGCUAAGAGUUUCUGCCUUGUAUUCAUGUAGUGAUAUUUUUGUAUGGUGUAUCGUGUCGAUGUAACAAGCAUCUGAUUGGCUGUCUAUUACGUUAAGUUCAAAUUAUUUUUAUAGUUAGUACGACAUUGAUGUGUAGUGUGAGCACACGCUAUUUCGCCUUUCCAUGUUCUUACUUUAUCAAUCUCUGUGAAUACUAGAUCGUAGCAUGUAGUGUCUUAGAUAAAACUUAAUAUUCUAAAUAUUAUAAACUCGGCAACACCACACGAACAAGUGAUACGACGUAAGCUACUUAUUUUUAGCAGAACAUAAUUAUGUCAUUCUGUGUACUAACAUAUUAUAUUUCUCUAAAUCAUUUUGCCUGUAAGCAAUGAUUAACGUAUCGUAGUGUUAUAUUAUAUACAUAUUAUAAUAUUAUGAAUAACGCAAUAUAUAAUAUAAACCCCAAGGUCUGACAGCUACUUUGCCAUUCGGAGAGGCUGUGAAACAGCCAGAAUCGGCAACUUUAUUCAUUUGUAUGAAGCCAUUUAGUUCCUUACGUUUAUUUUAAUCAUUUUAAAUCAAUGUCUUGUUAAGUUGUGCGUGCUAUUACGCGAAUGUCUCCUUUGCUAUACUGUAAUCUUUUUUGAAGUAUUACAUGAUUUACGCUACUGUUUCAUUUCUUUAUAUCUGUACAGUAGAAUAGUUCCUAACUUGUAAUCGAUACAAAUAUAACCCUUUACAUAAUACAUAGCGUAGCGAUGACGUAAAUUAAUUUCUCCUUCGAUCGUUUAGAAUUAAGACUUAUUUUUUAUAUAAUUCGAUCAAAUUUUAGUAAUUUUUAGUGUUUCACUAUUAGUGAUAUCGAUUCGAAUUGUUUUAAGGUUGAUUUACGUUUAUAUUUGUCGUAUUUUAAUAGAAGACUGCUCGGAUUUGUUUUCUAUUGUUUUUGUGUCUAUAGACAAAGCAAUUUCGCUCGUAAUUCUACAGUUUCUAAUUCAAGGCAGUAAAUUGUCUUUGGUAAUAUCACUUUCUAUCCUCAUCAGCUAAAAUUCCCUUUCGGAGAUUCCUAUUGGUCCAACCAUUUCUCUUUGUAUUAAAAAUUGAAGAAUAUAAUAGCAUGUUUAAUGUGAUCUUUCAACACACUGAUAAAAUAGAUGGCGCACAAGCACAUCACGUGACUUGUCGAUCGCUUAUGUCACAUUUGUUGACGAUUCGAAAGCGAACGUUGCUUUGUCUACAGACGUUUUCGCUUGAAGGGUGUCGUUGUUUGAGGCCUUCAGAGGCAUCCGAUGGGUCAUGAGUCUCACACGGCAAGCUAAGCUUAUUGAGAAUUAUUUAAUAUAGGAAUCUGUAUUUUUAUAAUGAUACUAAGCUAAGUUUACGACUACAAUAUAACAGUUACUCCGUAUAUUAAUGUAGUGACCAUGUAUAUCCCACGUCGUAGUUUUAGAGUACGUGCCGAGUUAUUUUUGUCGUUCUAUUAUUGGCUCUGCGUUGUCGUUAAGUUUAUGUUAGUUUGCGUUUGUUCGAGCCAGUACUAGCACACUUAAACCUCAAUAAAUCGAAUGCUUCCAGAUUUUUUGAUAAUAUCUAUGUAAUGUAUCAAACACACGACAGUAACUUAGGUAUAGAUCCUUUAUCAUCAAAUUGCAAUAUAGCGUAAGUGUAGUUUGUAACAAAAUUAGGUGUGCUAUUAUUGGCAUGAGAACUUGUCUGGUUGUUUAUCAGUACUAAGUUUUGCUCCGGAUUGUUGGACGAAUGAUGUCGAUCGCUGAAUAGUUGCAUUUAUAUUUAAUUUGUAUGUAAUUUUGUCACAGCGGUGGAAUAGGAGGCGGCGCGAGUUGACAACAUCGAUUGAGUACGCGGCAAAUAAUUUAUUGUCUGUAUGCAUGUAUGAAUGGCCCUUUUAUUAAACUGAUGUGGCAAACAUAGAAACAACUUAGAUUAAGGGCAAGUAAGAAACAGUAUAAGGCUCCACAAAUCAUACUUAUUUGUCCUCCUAAUACGUGUGUAAGAAAUCGCCUACAGCUAUACGUUGGUAAUCAAAACGCAUGUUCAAGAAACAAUCUUCCAUUAUUGAUCACAUCCUUGAUCUAAGUAUGUUUCUAUGUCAAUAACUAAAUUAUUUAAGUAAUCAUCAUUUUAUCUUAUAUUAUUUAUGUGAGACGUCGGCCGGACAGUUGUCUUCGCAUGUUUGGCGAUAGUUUAGUUAUAAUAAUUUUGUCGAACGAUUUUAAUUCCUGUAUUGUGAAAUGUUUAUUCAUUUUACGUUGUGAUCAUGUGAGUGCAAAAUUUUUAUUAUUUUAUCCAGUUUCGUUGACGGUUCGUCAAUUUAAGGGCAGCAGAAAUAAUAGUGUUUCGUUCUGCAUAGUCCAAGAGCAGUAUUUUUUAGAUGUAAUCUUUAUUAUUAUGAACUUUUUUAUUAUUUUAACAUUUGAAAUUCGAUCGUUAGUUAAUUUCUAACAAUAAAAUAUUUAAUAAAGAAAUCACAAAAUUU
Molecule: messenger RNA, 5192 nt
Organism: Ostrinia nubilalis (European corn borer)
Lineage: Eukaryota; Metazoa; Arthropoda; Insecta; Lepidoptera; Crambidae
Exons: 4
Coding region: 16-573 (185 amino acids)
Source: RefSeq, a predicted model, not a curated record